CUCAGGAGGCGGAGGCAGAAGAAUCGCCUGAACCUGGGAGGUGGAGGUUGCAGUGAGCCGAGAUUGUGCCUGAGCGACAGAGUGAGACUCCAUCUCAAAUAAAUAAAUAAAUAAAGGAAGACUGCAAAGAGGAGUGAGGGUCCCUCCAAAAGCUUGGAAAUAAAGCUGAAGAGAGAAUGUGGGAGAGGGGACAUGGAGGAAUUCAGAGGGCAAGAAUCUGUUGUAUAGUCAGCACUGAAGACCUGGUGAUGAACUCAAGUCUCAGAAAAGAAGGUAGCUUGCCCAAGUCACAUGGCCUGGCAGCAUGAUGGAUGAGCAGUGGAAAGCCCUUCUAUGAAACAUGCCAGACCUGUUGCAAUCGUAUCUCUCCCGACGGGCCAGAAUUCUGCUUCCCUGAAGACAUACUAAAUUGUGCUCUGGAUUUAUAUGUGGGUGGUGACCUGCCUCUGUGCUCCCAAAGGAGGUCUGUCUGCAGAUGCCCAGCAGAGGAAGAAACAGAUGACAACAGGGGGAGGUUUCAACCCUCUUCCCAAGAGCCUUGGAACUUCAUGGAAAGUGACAGCCCUUUAAGAGUUUCCCAACUUCUGCAGAUCCUUCUCUCUUUCCCAAACAACCUGCCAGUUUUCAGUUUUGAUACACAGUGAGGAUUUAUUCUCUCUCUCUCUCUUUCUCUCCUGCCUAGCUAUCUCUAUCUCUAACUUUGUCUUUCUGUCUCUCUCUUAAGAAGUGGCCAAAGGACCCUGGAGCCUCUGAUGCUCAGCCUUCAAGUCCUCCUUGGCAGAACCUGGGUAGAAAGAAAAUGCGUAGGCAGAGGGUUAGGAGUAACAGCUCCUCAUCUUGAAUCUAGCCUUUCCUGGAGCCGUAUACACCUGGGAGUCCCCCAGCACAUUACCAAAUACUGUAGAAGGAAGUCCAUGAAGCACCCAUUGACCACAGCCAUACAUCCACGCGGGGAUGGAGUAGUAAAAUACGCUCUUGAACGUGCCUGGGUCCGGCACUUCACCGGCCCUCAUGGCCUCGUCCCUGCUUGUCUGGCUCUCCGUGGCUGUGAUCUGCUUCUGCCAGCCUACGCAUUUUUGUAUCUUUUUCUCAUUGCAUGGCCCCUUGUCUUUAAAAGGCUAAACUGCUCUGUACUAAAUUUGGUCACGCAGCGCUCCAAGAUUCCCUGGAAUGUCCUCAAGUUUCAAACAGCUCUGACAGCGAGGUAGGACCGCCCCCAGCUUAGGGAUUGGCUUCUCCUCUCUGGGCCCGGCAGUUGUUGGGUCUUAUUGGCCGCUGAUUAGUCCAGCCGGGGUCCACUAGCCCUGGGCUGCAGGGAGGCUGCUGCUUCCAGUGAACACUUUAGCACCUGUAGCACAGAAGGGCCAAGGAGCUGCAGUCCUCGACCAGCCGGGGGUUUGCUCCUCAGCCCACUCCCUGCAUCCAGAUCAGCUCACCCCUCUCCCUUCCCUACCCACCAGGACUCUGAUAGCCCCUGGCAGCCACAGCCCAUUUUGCCAAGAUGUCUAGGGUAGCCAAAUAUCGCCGGCAGGUGAGUGAAGACCCUGACAUCGACAGCCUGCUGGAGACGCUGUCUCCCGAGGAGAUGGAGGAGUUGGAGAAGGAGCUGGACGUGGUGGACCCAGACGGGAGUGUUCCCGUGGGGCUGCGGCAGAGAAACCAGACAGAGAAACAGUCCACGGGUGUGUACAACCGGGAGGCCAUGCUCAACUUCUGUGAAAAGGAGACCAAGAAACUUAUGCAGAGGGAGAUGUCCAUGGAUGAAAGCAAGCAAGUGGAGACCAAGACAGAUGCCAAGAAUGGAGAGGAAAGGGGCAGAGAUGCCAGCAAAAAAGCCCUGGGCCCCAGACGGGACUCAGAUCUGGGGAAGGAGCCAAAGAGGGGUGGUUUAAAGAAAAGCUUCUCUAGAGACAGAGAUGAAGCUGAUGGCAAGAGUGGCGAGAAGCCCAAGGAGGAGAAGAUCAUCCGGGGCAUUGACAAGGGCCGAGUCAGGGCUGCAGUGGAUAAGAAGGAGGCAGGGAAAGAUGGGAGAGCAGAGGAGAGGGCAGUGGCCACCAAGAAGGAAGAGGAGAAGAAAGGGAGUGACAGGAACACAGGCUUGAGCAGGGACAAGGAUAAAAAGAGAGAGGAGAUGAAGGAGGUGGCCAAGAAAGAGGAUGAUGAGAAGGUAAAAGGGGAGCGUAGGAACACAGACACCAGAAAAGAGGCUGAGAAGAUGAAAAGAGCAGGUGGGAACACAGACAUGAAAAAGGAGGAUGAGAAGGUAAAAAGAGGAGCUGGGAACACAGACACCAAAAAGGAGAAUGAAAAAGUCAACAAGGAUGAACCCUUACAUGAAAAGGAAGCCAAGGAAGACAGCAAGACUAAAACACCCGAGAAACAGAUGCCCAGUGGCCCCACCAAGCCCUCUGAAGGACCGGCCAAGGCGGAGGAGGAGGCAGCUCCCAGCAUAUUUGAUGAGCCUCUGGAGAGAGUGAAGAACAAUGACCCUGAGAUGACUGAGGUGAAUGUCAACAACUCAGACUGCAUCACAAAUGAGAUCUUGGUCCGGUUUACUGAGGCUCUGGAGUUCAACACUGUGGUUAAGGUGUUUGCCUUGGCCAACACGCGAGCCGAUGACCACGUGGCCUUUGCCAUUGCCAUCAUGCUGAAGGCCAACAAGACCAUCACCAGCCUCAACCUGGACUCCAACCACAUCACAGGCAAAGGUAUCCUGGCCAUCUUCCGGGCCCUCCUCCAGAACAACACACUGACCGAGCUCCGCUUCCACAACCAGCGACACAUCUGUGGAGGCAAGACGGAGAUGGAGAUCGCCAAGCUGCUGAAGGAGAAUACUACCCUGCUCAAGCUGGGCUACCAUUUUGAGCUGGCUGGGCCCCGAAUGACCGUCACCAAUCUGCUCAGCCGCAACAUGGACAAGCAGAGACAAAAGCGGCUGCAGGAGCAAAGGCAGGCACAGGAAGCCAAGGGAGAGAAGAAGGAUCUGCUGGAAGUACCCAAGGCCGGGGCUCUGGCCAAGGGCUCCCCAAAACCUUCACCUCAACCAUCUCCAAAGCCCUCUCCAAAGAACUCACCCAAAAAAGGGGGUGCUCCAGCUGCCCCACCUCCCCCUCCCCCUCCCUUAGCUCCACCCCUUAUCAUGGAAAACCUGAAGAAUUCACUCUCACCAGCUACCCAGAGGAAGAUGGGAGACAAAGUCCUCCCUGCCCAGGAGAAGAACUCCCGUGACCAGCUAUUGGCCGCCAUCCGCUCCAGCAACCUCAAGCAGCUCAAGAAGGUUGAAGUGCCCAAACUGCUUCAGUAGGACCAGGCUACCAGGCACCAUCUGCCAAUGCCAUGACUGCUCAGGCCUCACCUCCCAGGGCUACACAGACCCUGCCCACCCCGUCCCUGGCUGACCUGCUGUGGAUGUCCCUAUUCUGCCAUGGGACAGUCAAGGCCUGGGUCACGCUCAAGGAAGGAUGCCUUAUCUCUUCUCGCUUUCCUUUUCUUGUCUCUGAGGCUCUCCAAAUUUUGCUUUAAUACCUGGAGCUCAGGUUUCCGGACAAGAAGAGUCCUUUUAGCACAUCGCUGAGAAGAUGGCACUGUCCAGGGCCCAUGUAGCUGGCAAGCUGCAAAAGACCUGUGAUCCAGGAAAGAUGUCCCACAGGGACCACAUCCACCCCAGCCCCACUGCCCUCUAGGGCCAGGAUUCAGGCCUCUGAGGAGCCCAUGGGGCAAAGCUGCUGGGCCAGUGGCACUCUGUGUGGGACAA
Messenger RNA from Piliocolobus tephrosceles (Ugandan red Colobus), 3754 nucleotides. It is a transcript of the gene LMOD1, whose product is annotated as leiomodin 1. Gene Ontology annotation, cellular component: cytoskeleton; striated muscle thin filament; myofibril. The record is from RefSeq and is a predicted model, not a curated record. Gene Ontology annotation, molecular function: tropomyosin binding; actin binding. Gene Ontology annotation, biological process: muscle contraction; actin filament organization; myofibril assembly. NCBI's taxonomy places the organism in Eukaryota, Metazoa, Chordata, Mammalia, Primates, Cercopithecidae. Bases 1502 to 3304 code for a protein of 600 amino acids. The transcript has 6 exons.